Messenger RNA from Ictalurus punctatus (channel catfish), 1326 nucleotides. Its product is annotated as membrane-spanning 4-domains subfamily A member 4D. The record is from RefSeq and is a predicted model, not a curated record. Lineage: Eukaryota; Metazoa; Chordata; Actinopteri; Siluriformes; Ictaluridae. Gene Ontology annotation, cellular component: membrane. The transcript has 9 exons. Bases 395 to 1078 code for a protein of 227 amino acids.
CUUGUUAAAUUCAGUAACUUUACAGUAGCUUUACAUCUGACGUUCACCAAAACUUUCACCAGGAACUUGUCUGGGUUUCGGAGUGCUAUGGUUUUGGGAUUUAUCGCCUGCAUUUGGAUUACGUUUCCCUGCCUAGCCCAGUCUGGAUUGUUCGCCCGAACACCUGACUACCGCUUUCUUCCGUGGUUCGUCUUCCGCCUGAUCCUCUCACUCUAGUCCUGUCCGUCCGAGCUUGCUUCCAGCAAGAAAUUCUGGAAUUAUUCCUGGCAUACCGGAUGUGUGGCAUGUAAUGACAGACAAGUAAAGCGAAAUGGAAUUAUUUAAAGGUGGAAGCAAAAGACACAGACUGUGCAGCUAAAAGGAAAGAGAUUGAAAACCCAGACGUGCUUUAAAGAUGGCCAGCGCUUCUAUACCCCUCUAUAAUUUGGGAAGUGGCUACACCAUCGUCACUCAAGUUCUGCCCUCAACAGUGGAUCAGAAUUCCUCUCAGGCGGUCGGCCCACUGCAGAAAUUCCUGAAAGGAGAACCCAAAGCGCUGGGAACUGUCCAAAUAAUGAAUGGAAUCAUGAUAUUGCUGCUUGGUAUUUGGUUACUGAGUGACACAAGCAACACUGUGUACUUCUUUGUCAUAUUCUGUGGAUCGUUCUUUCACAUCAUGGCUGGUUCUCUGACUGUUUCAGCAUGCAACAAGCUUCAUCCUACUGUGGUGAAGUGGGCUAUGGCAGUGAAUAUUCUCAGUGCGAUAUCUGCAGCAAUCAUCGUCAUCAUACUUAUCCUGUAUUUGAGGUUUAACAGGUUUACGACUGCUGGAAUCAGUAGCAUUUUUCUGUUGGUUUUCUCUUUGCUCCAGUUCGCCGUCUCCAUCGCCAUCUCGGCUUUUGCCUGUAAAGCCACAGCCUCAAAUGAACCUACUCUGAACAUCAGCAAUGUGGUUCCAGAUCCUGAGGGAUAUGUUUCUGUGGACAACUACUUUCCAGCUCAUCAUGCUCACCCGGGGAUCAGUGCAAUUAAUGCUGUUGCCAUGCCUGUAGGAAGUCCUCCAGCAUACAGCGAGAUAAAAAGUGAAUCAGACAGCUGAAGAGAAUUUCAAAUAAGGAAUUACAGUAAAAUAGAAAACAGUAAAAUAAUAUUUUCAAUUUUCUCACAUAUGCACUGGUGAAGAACUAUAUUAUAAGGAAAUUAAAUCGUGUAUUUUUGUUAGUUUUUGCUGCAGUUGCUCCACACGUUUUAAAUUUUGGGAAUCUAAAUUGUACUCUAUUAAUAAUACUCUGUAUUAUUUUCUUCUAAAAUAAUAAUAAUAAUAAAGUAUACCACAGUGAUGUUGAA